Molecule: messenger RNA, 2744 nt
Organism: Ictalurus furcatus (blue catfish)
Lineage: Eukaryota; Metazoa; Chordata; Actinopteri; Siluriformes; Ictaluridae
Product: histone H2B-like
Exons: 1
Coding region: 128-502 (124 amino acids)
Cellular component (GO): nucleosome
Molecular function (GO): structural constituent of chromatin; DNA binding; protein heterodimerization activity
Source: RefSeq, a predicted model, not a curated record
GUAUCGAAUUUUGGCCAAUCAAAAAAAGGUGUCUUGUCUGGAGGUCAGUAGCAUGUGGGUCUGUAAAUAGAGCGGGCGCGAGGCGGGCGCCAGUCAUUUUCUGUUCGUUUACUCGAGAAGCAGCAUCAUGCCCGAUCCAGCCAAGACCGCGCCCAAGAAGGGAUCAAAGAAAGCCGUGACCAAGACGGCCGGCAAAGGAGGCAAGAAGCGCAGAAAGUCCCGGAAGGAGAGCUACGCCAUCUACGUGUACAAGGUCCUGAAGCAGGUGCACCCUGACACCGGCAUCUCAUCUAAGGCCAUGGGCAUCAUGAACUCCUUCGUGAAUGAUAUUUUUGAGCGCAUCGCCGGUGAGUCUUCUCGUCUGGCUCACUACAACAAGCGCUCCACCAUCACCUCCAGGGAGAUCCAGACCGCCGUGCGCCUGUUGCUUCCCGGCGAGCUGGCCAAGCACGCCGUGUCCGAGGGUACAAAGGCCGUCACCAAGUAUACCAGCUCCAAGUAAAGCGCGUUACCGCCGUCUUCAUCAACCCAACGGCUCUUUUAAGAGCCACCCACUUUUCAUACAAAGAGUAAUUUCCUCUCUUUCGCUUUCUCUCUUGCUGUGUGUGUGUGUGUGUGUGUGUGAGAGAGAGAGAGAGAGAGAGGGGGGGGGCACUUCUGAAGUGCUGCUCUCCCACGAAUGUUCAGGCUUUUGGGUAAUUAUAGCAGUCUGCUAAAUGCAGAGAUGAGUAAAUCUCAACAGGGUUGUAGCACGGUUUCUCGGGCUUGUAUAAUCUGAGCAAUGCAAAAUGGGGCUUUAGCAGCACAAAGUUAUUCAUAUUAAGAUUGUAGCAACAGGAAGUAACUGAAAAUGGUAUUCUAGUAGCAUGUAGAAAUUCGAACUAAGGAAGCACGUAAAAGUUCUAAAUACUGUUGUAGUAGCAUGUAGUCAUUCAAAACAGUGUUCCAGCAGCACAAAGUCAUUCAAAAGAAUGUUCUAGCAGCAUGGAAUACAACACACACACAAGGUAAUAGCGGAGUUGGUAUAAAGGGCAUUAGGGUGACUGUGCUCGUUAGGGUCAGGGAGGAAUCCGACCGAGCUAAAGAGGAGGAGGAGGCCGGAUGGGCUGGCUGGUGCUAACUAGGCGCGCCUGUUUGGCCCGGGACUACAAGAGCGGAGCGCCGCGUACGAGUGGUGAAGCCCGGACACUGGCAAAGACAGAAGGAGUCUUCUGACCUACACCUAUAAUCACAUUUUCUUGUUGGACAUGCUUUCUCCCCUACAACUAACAAUGUCUUACUCUUGUCUUUGCUGCUCUGUUCAGCUCUUCCUACUUUCCUACUGACUGUUUCCCACCCACCUAGUCAACUUUUAUUCAACAUUUGUUCUUUUCAUCUAGACUUUAAAUUUAUUUACUCUUCACCAUCUAUUCAUAUGCUUUCAGUUUGAAUGAAAGUGAGCACAUGUGAUUUCUAGCAUGCUAGCCGUGUUAAUGAAUGAUAGCUACCAUGCAAAGUUUGCUCCUGUCGAAGAAUAGCUUGUUUCUCUAUGAAUGUGACUGUUGUGUAAACUUCUCCUUUGAAACUGCUUUAUCCUCUUUACUCUGAAGCUAAAAUUUUGUCUAUAUGAUUAAUGUGUGGGAUUUUAGUUUGUUCUUAUGAAAUGGGGGUUUGACUCCUGCACUUAUGUUGCUUUUUUCUAAAGCCUACAAACAUUUGCAGUAUCUGCCACAAGCUCUCCCAUUUUCUCCAAACUACUGAAUUUGUGAUGCAACAAACUUUUUUUGGACAAACAGUUUUGAGCCUUUGCUUUUAUUUCUUUUAACUAUAUGCUUUGAGAACUAAUAAUUUCCCCCCAAUAUCUGAUUUUGACUAUUGUGCUGGUAGGUCAUUAAGGCUUGAACCUUAUGAAAACUUCAUUAAGAUUGAUUUGCUAGCCUAAGCUCAAUCGGUUUUGUCCGAUCUAAUCCACAAACUGAGCAGGAGUCACACCCGACUCCACCUGUUUAAUCGGUCGAUCUUGACUUUCAAUAGACUCGGGUGUGGCUUCUGCUUGGUCAGAAUGAAAACCUGCACCUGAGUUCUGAGUCCUGAGUUCCUGAAUACUAGAUGUUCAUACUAAAUUACUACAGUCUUUCACUUAUCCCAGUAUUUUUUAGAUAGUUUAUUAGGGGACAGUGCAUUUUCCCAGAUGUUUUUUCCCCAGCAAGUUCUUUAGUGUCAUGUUUUGCAUUCCAGUUCACAUCUCUAGCUCAGUUCUCUCCUCCUGAUAUCUUUUGCAGUCUAACAGAAUGUGUUUUACCGUCUCUUGUGUAUUGCAGUGUGUGCAGAGUCCAGUGGGGUGUUUUCCUAUUCUGUGUAAUGUUAGAUUUAAGCCAGCAUGAACUAUUCUAAGACACAUAAUUAAUCUCUUCCUUUGGGUUCCUGCCUUGCCUCAUACAUAUGUCCCGGUAUUCCUGCCGUAUUUUAUGUGUCCCUUUAUAAUGGUUUUAACAUCUGCUCUACUUAAUGGUACUUGUAUAUCAACUGUUUCAUGCUUUAUCGAUCUUUUUGCCAGUACAUCUACAGUUUCAUUUUCUUCCACCCCUACAUGUGCAGGAACCCAAAAGAAGGAAACAUUCAGCUCCCUACCAUGGAGUAUGAGAAGCAGAUAAUAUAUUUGUUAACCAAUGUCUUGUCUACAUGAUGUUUUCCCAGACUGUAUAUUUGAUAGUGCAGAUAGACUGUCAGAAGCUAUAGCGACAUCUUAGUUCUGAUUAUUUUUU